AUUGCGUGACGACAGGCAAAGUGACGUCAGACGCACGCAUAGCAACCAUCAUGGCGGCGGGGAAGCUUCGUUGUAGCGAGGGCUGAAAGAUGAUAUUAUGAAAUCAGUAAAUAACACUGAAAUGUUUAUUUAAUUAGCAUAAUUGUUACCGUCACUGCAACACCUCAGGUCUUUAUAAAUGUUGAAGAUGUUGAUUUAUUGUAAAACACGAGCGCUCUGAGAAUGGGACUCUCUUUUAAGUUUCUCACCAUGGAUACAAAACCAGGCUUUUGUUAUGGCUCAUCUGGUAAACUAAUGAAUCAAUACAUGAUUAAAGAUCAUAUGCUGUCGCAUUAUAAAAAGUUGUAUUCAGCGAAAGCUGCGGUUGACUGCUCUGUACCUAAAAGCAUGCAGUGUAAUGUCAAAUAUGUUGAUCAAAAACGGCGUGAGAAGUUAAAAAAAGGCACACUGAGUCAAUCUGGAAGAUCAGAUUCACAGAGGAGCACCAGGAUAAACUCAAGAGCCUCCUGUUCUUCUAAGAAUAGUCAACCCUCCGUUCAAGAUGAUGCCUAUCAUUACCUGGACCAUUCAGUGAUGUCAUCACCUGGAAUCAGCACCUCAUUUCAUUACAAGCAAAGUGUGCAUCCGUCUCAAACCGCUUAUACAUCUGGCAGCCCUGCUGAUCAUUUCCGAUCUUCCUCAGAGUUACAGGGAUACAGAAGUCCAAACCCCUCAUGGCAACAGACGGGGCAUUUAUCAUCAGUCAGUCAGAGAGGAUACAAAAGCUUUCAGGAUCCAACACAGAAGACUUACAGCGGUGAUGUGCUGUUGAAACACUCUCAUCGCUUCACGCAGGAGAAACCCUUCACACCAAGAACCCUGAAGUCAGAUCACAAGUCCACACUUUUACAAUAUCGCUAUUACACACCACCACGGAGAAAAGAUAAAGAUGAGAGAUCUUCCUCGUUCCAGAUGACUCAACAGGAGAUGUACCACAGGAGCACACAGUCCAAGCAAGGAUUUUCUCCACAAUCACCACAGACAUUUAGUGUUGAUCACGAGUGGUCAGAUGAAGAAUCAGGUUCAAUAAGACUUCACAGGACAGCAGAUUUUCCUCAAUCGUCCUCCAGGGUUUCACCAGAAGGCAUGAGGUCUCCUAUAAUGAGAAAAGUUACAGCAGAGGAAGAAGAAUUAAUGUACUUGGAGUUCAUUACAGACGUCACUAAUGAGAUCUUAGCACAGGGUCUUUACUCUGACAGGGUCCUGAAGAGACUAUUUGAACGUCACAUUGAUAUGAACAAACAUCGACUAGAUGAGAAUAAAAUGCGCCACCUUCUGGACAACCUGCAUAAUGAUCUGCAAAACCCCCCUGAUGCCUCAAUCUCAUUCCUGAGCGUUGAUGAAUCUGAUGAUCCUUUAAAACUGAAGGAUAAAUCUUCAAACUUUAGACAAGAUCUGUCAUCAUUGAUCGAUGCUGAUUUUAAUGCUCAUACAGUGUUUGAUAAGACCAGACGUCAGAGAGAGAACAUCACACCUUCCCUGACGUCCACACCAGUAAACAACAGCCUGCUGAGAAGCUCCAGUCGACUUCUUUUGGAAGAAGUUGAAAACGAGACGCUUAACCAUAACACAGGCUGUGAAAUCUCUCUGAAUGAUAAUGAACAUCUCACUUGUCCUGAAGAACAUCUCAGCAAUGCUGCAGAUGAUAAUGAUCUCUUGGAACAGGUAGAUAAACUUGGAAAAAACAUGACAGAGUUGUUAAAUGUGUCAGAGACUCAGAGGAAUCAGUCUGAGGAGGAGCAGAUAACAGAGAGAAACAGUGAUGAUGAGUUUUAACUCUUUCAGUGUUCAGUGAUUCUUUUAGGUUUUUUUGUACUGUUAACAAAAUAUUUAACUUUCUAGAACUUUAUUUUCAUAAAGAUUUGUUUUAGUAUUCUGUUAUCUGCUGUAUUAUGGUUAAGUUAUUAUACAAGGCAUUAUUACAUUUCUGAAGUUUGCUGCUCUUAAUUUGGGCAUUUUUUGGUUUUGUAGAGGUUAUGAUUCAAAUGUCAUGCAUUGAUUAUUUUAAAGGUUUUUGUUUUAUUAUGUGAAUUUUCUUUUUAGGUUUUAGUUAGUAAAGCACAUGACAAAGAUUGUUGCAGUAUUAAUAUAGUCAUAUAGCAGAGGAUUAACAAAGAAAUUUUAACAUUAAUAUUUACUUUUGCACCUUCUGCUUUAUUACCCACUAAGUAUUGUAAAAGAAGAAUUUACCUUUCUGAUAUGUAUUUUCUUUAUUAUUUUAUGUAUUUUAUUAAACUAUUAGGAUCUCUUUCAAAACCGUUUAACUGUACUUGAGAGGUCAUUCAAAUGCUGAUUUAACACUAACUACUAAAAUAUAAAAGGAGC
Molecule: messenger RNA, 2364 nt
Organism: Paramisgurnus dabryanus
Lineage: Eukaryota; Metazoa; Chordata; Actinopteri; Cypriniformes; Cobitidae
Gene: spata7
Product: spermatogenesis associated 7
Biological process (GO): photoreceptor cell maintenance; microtubule cytoskeleton organization
Cellular component (GO): ciliary basal body; photoreceptor distal connecting cilium; axoneme
Source: RefSeq, a predicted model, not a curated record